This is a messenger RNA of Thermothielavioides terrestris NRRL 8126, 1948 nucleotides long. RefSeq lists its product as uncharacterized. The record is from RefSeq and is a predicted model, not a curated record. Gene Ontology annotation, molecular function: transmembrane transporter activity. The transcript has 6 exons. The coding region runs from base 138 to 1739 and encodes 533 amino acids. Gene Ontology annotation, biological process: transmembrane transport. Lineage: Eukaryota; Fungi; Ascomycota; Sordariomycetes; Sordariales; Chaetomiaceae.
GCUGUUGCCCGGAGGGGUAGAACCAGGCUACUACUACACCACAAAUAAAAAAACGGCGCCAUGCCGCUCCUUGGCCUUCAGUCUUCCCGUGUGAGCAUCCCAAGACCUCUUGGACACCCGUUAAAUAGGCAGCCACCAUGGCCGCCGACCCUUCUUCAACAGGGCGCGCGGACCUCGACCUUGAGAAGGGCGGCUAUGAAGUAAACUCGGAUCUCGAAACCGCCAAGACCAUCGUUUCCGAGCCCGGCCCUGAGCCUGCCGUUGGACAUGGCGCGACCGCCGGUGAGAGCGAAGGGGCGGGACAGGAGGACAGCGCGAACGAGAACAAGGAUGGACCGGAUCCCAACAUCGUCACUUGGGAUGGCCCCGACGACCCCCUGAACCCGAUGAACUGGACGAUGCGCAAGAAAUGGAGCAACAUCGCUGUAUUGUCUUUCCUGACGCUCCUGACCCCCCUCGGCUCGUCCAUGUUCGCCCCCGGUAUCCCCGAUAUAUUGGCCGAGUUCCACGACACGUCGUCCGUCACCGCCACCUUCAUCCUCUCGGUCUACAUCCUGGGCUUCGCCUUCGGCCCGCUCGUCAUGGCCCCCAUGAGCGAGAUGUACGGCCGCUCCCUGCUCUACAACAUCGGCAACGUCUUCUUCACCAUCUUCAGCAUCUGCACGGCGCUGAGCAACAGCAUCGGCAUGAUGAUGGCCUUCCGCUUCCUCAUGGGCGUGUUCGGGUCCGUCCCGCUCACCAUCGGGAGCGGCAGCAUCGCCGACAUGAUGCCCGUCGAGAUGCGCGGGAGAGCCAUGGCCGCCUGGGCCCUGGGCCCCUUGCUCGGCCCUUGCAUCGGCCCCGUGGCCGGCGGAUACAUGAUCCAGGCGAUCGGCUGGCGCUGGGUCUACUACCUGCUCACCAUCGUCGCCGGCGUCAUCACCGUCUUCACCUUCUUCACCCUGAAGGAGUCGUACGCCCCGGUCAUCCUGGAGCGCAAGGCGGCCCGCCUGCGCAAGGAGACGGGGAACCAGCAGCUGCGGAGCCAGUUCGCGACCAGCACCGGCGCCGCCGCCGAAAAGUUCAAAGCGGCCAUCGUGCGCCCGCUGAAGCUUCUGUUCUUCGCCCCCAUUGUCACCCUCAUGGCCCUCUACGUUGCCAUUACCUACGGUAUUCUGUACCUGCUUUUCUCGACGUUCGAUCUCGUCUAUCCGCGCUACUACGGAUUCAACGAGGGCCAGAGCGGCCUCGUCUUCAUCCCCUCCGCCAUCGGCAUGGGCUUGGGCAUCGUCAUCUUCGGCUCCAUGUCCGACAGGCUCGUCAAGCGCCACCUCCAGGGCGGCGAGCGCCACCGGCCCGAGAUCAGGCUGACCCCGUGGUUCACCCUGCCCGCCGGCAUCACCCUCCCCAUCGGCCUGUUUCUGUACGGAUGGACGAUCCAGUACCACGUGCACUGGAUUGUGCCGAUGCUUGGCGUCGUGAUCUUCGCUUUUGGCUUGAUGGGCGUCAUGAUGUGUGUACAGAAUUACCUCUUGGACGUAUACCCGCGCGCCGCAGCUUCCGUUACCGCGGCUUUAACCGUCCUUCGGUCUCUGAUGGGAGCCCUCCUGCCGCUCUGCGCCAUCGACAUGUAUAGCGCUUUGCAGAUGGGCUGGGGCAACUCGCUCCUCGGCUUUCUCUCCCUCGGCCUCGUUCCCAUCCCGCUGUUUUUCUACAUUUUCGGGGCGCGGCUCGUCAAAAAGUUCGAGGUCAAGCUGUAAUGGCCAAUCGCUGCUCACCAUUUGCUUUGAUAGAGAAGGGGGCUGUGUCAAUGUCUCGUGAAUUGAUUAGCGCAUGGCGGCCGGAGUUGGUGGUUGGGGUGGUGCAUUUCCGGGGUGAGCGUCAGUGUUGGGAACAGAUAGACUAGAUACUUGAAUGUUUUUAAUCGCACUGGAAUUCGUUGACCAUCCACAUUCGUCAUUAUGUUGAC